Molecule: messenger RNA, 1026 nt
Organism: Emiliania huxleyi CCMP1516
Lineage: Eukaryota; Haptophyta; Isochrysidales; Noelaerhabdaceae
Exons: 4
Coding region: 1-1026 (341 amino acids)
Source: RefSeq, a predicted model, not a curated record
AUGCUGCUGCUGCUGAGCCCCGGCACCGGGACGGGGUUGCUCGCGACGCGCGGCCUCGACCGCAGCAGGCAGGGCCCUCCUCCGGGCGCCGCCUCGGCGAGCGCGCAGCCAGUCGCUGGGGAUGCGGUGGGUUCGCUCGCGGCGCCCUCGCGGCUGGGAAUACCGCGCGUCGUCUUCCUGCCGUCGGGCGGCGGCGGCGACGACCUCUCCGAGUUCGACCUCCCUCCCGCGCCGCGCGAGGGCGAGUACGGCUCAGCGCUCGCCUCUCCUCUUGCCGGCGAGUAUGCGGACUGGGGCUCCCUCGCGCGGCUGCCGCCGGCGCAGCUGAGGGGCUCCGACCUGAAUGAGCUGCUGCAGCCGGACAGCGUGCAGCGGCUCCGCUUCGUCGUCAGCCCGAUGGAGGCGUACGGCGCCCUCUUCCGCUGGGACACCGUCUUUGCGGGCCUGCGCGGCCUGCACGCCGCCGCCUGGGCGGAGGACAGCGACCGCACUGUCGGCCGGCGGCCAGAGAUCGCGGUGACGCAGGUCUUCCGCUGGCAGCCUGCGCUCGACGACUGGGGCGCACUCUCGUACGAGUUUUGCGAGGCGCUUGGCCGCCGCUUCUCGAGCUACGCCUUCGAGCCGCGUCCGGGCGCCGUGCGGCUGCUGACGCUGCUCAACGAGUACCAGGUGCCCUGCUGCCUCUGCUCGGAGCUGGACGAGCGCUCGCUGUCGGACAAGGUGGAGGCGGCGGACAUGGCCCGCUUCUUCCAGGCCUCCAUCUGCGCCGAGGAUGGCGCCGAGACGGCCGAGCAGGCAUACCUCGCUUCCUGCGUCAAGCUGCGGCGGCCGCCCGCGCGGUGCGUCGUGUUUGAGGACUCGCCGCAGGGCGUGAGCAGCGCAAAGGAGGCGCUGGCGAAGGCGGUGGCGCUCGUGGGCAAGCACCCGGCCUAUGAGAUGAUGCACGCCGACCUGCGCAUCUCCAGCCUCGAGGACCUCACCCUGAUGGCCAUCCGCGAGCUCUUCAGUGGCGAGGAGCCGCGCUAG